Trichoderma harzianum CBS 226.95 is the source of this 854-nucleotide messenger RNA. RefSeq lists its product as hypothetical. The record is from RefSeq and is a predicted model, not a curated record. The coding region runs from base 173 to 745 and encodes 190 amino acids. The transcript has a single exon. Lineage: Eukaryota; Fungi; Ascomycota; Sordariomycetes; Hypocreales; Hypocreaceae.
CUGGUAUUUAGCAUUGAAAAUAGUUGGUGAUGGCGCUUCCGGGAGGCACCGCGGCAGAUGGAGGGGCGGGAUGUGUGCUCCGUACGGAGUGCGAGGCACGGAGUAUUCGCAAUGCUCGCCAGGGAGGGCUAGUUCAUGAGCAAAUCGACUAGGGCAGCCGCGGGCUGAGAAAAUGGCUCUGGUGAUCUGUAUCCUUGCCUGCACUCGCUACUCCGUACGGAGUGCUAGGCACCGUAUUGAUGCUCUUCGGUACGGAGUAGGUACUCUACUGACCCUAGCAUUAACUUACAGUAACAUGGAGGAGGAAAGGAAGUGCCAGUGGGAAGCGAAAGCGGAUCAACUAGGGAGAAUGCUGGCGGUUUUCGGUUCUCGCUGCUCAGGCAUCAACACUCGAGCUCGGUACUUGUGGGCUCCUUACCGUAGCAUGUACAAUUACACAUGCUCCUAUAUUAGUGGCAAUAGUUCCAGGCCAGAGCCGCGCGGGUUGAUCAUACUCCAGGGCAUGUGUAAUUACUCUUUGGUCGUUGUUCAAAGGGUGACGCUCUGUCCGUGGGGGAGCCAUCUGCUGUUCGCGUGCAGAGUGGACGUCGGAAGGGCCGCUGUGACAUUGCCGAUAAAAGCGGCUUGCUUUGUUCACCGCAGAUCGUCGAGUGCUUCAUCAAGCUCGUCUCGUGUCCUGGAGAUGUUUGGCUGCGAUCAAGCGUGCGCCUCUUGGUGUUCUGGUCCAGUAGCAGUUCGUAUAUAGCGACUAAUAGAGGUGUGGUGGACCUGAGACACAGAGGACAUGGGGCAUAGCAAGCAAACGGCGGCGCACCAUGAUUCAAUCUCUCAAGCGGCUCGGAUGACAGUGCAGC